Molecule: messenger RNA, 2124 nt
Organism: Ochotona curzoniae (black-lipped pika)
Lineage: Eukaryota; Metazoa; Chordata; Mammalia; Lagomorpha; Ochotonidae
Gene: SLC25A21
Product: solute carrier family 25 member 21
Exons: 10
Coding region: 25-924 (299 amino acids)
Biological process (GO): transmembrane transport
Source: RefSeq, a predicted model, not a curated record
GGACGGCCACCUCCCCGGGCGAAGAUGUCGGCCCAGGCGGACGUCGGCUUAGUGCGCGAGGCUUCGCGGCAGAUCGUGGCCGGUGGUUCUGCUGGUCUUGUAGAAAUUUGCCUGAUGCACCCCCUGGAUGUGGUGAAAACCAGGUUCCAGAUUCAGAGAUGUACAACAGACCCAAACAGUUAUAAAAGCUUGGGAGACAGCUUUCGAAUGAUUUUCCGAACAGAAGGGUUGUUUGGUUUUUACAAGGGAAUUCUACCACCCAUCUUGGCUGAAACACCAAAAAGAGCAGUGAAGUUUUUCACCUUUGAGCAAUACAAGAAGUUGCUAGGAUAUGUGUCACUGUCACCAGCGGUGACAUUUGCCAUUGCUGGACUCGGGUCUGGACUUACCGAAGCCAUCGUGGUGAAUCCUUUUGAGGUAGUUAAAGUUGGCUUGCAAGCCAAUCGGGAUGCAUUUUCAGAGCAACCGUCCACCAUGAGUUACGCAAGACACAUCAUUAAGAAGGAAGGCUUCGGAUUCCAGGGCCUCAACAAAGGAUUUACGGCAACUUUGGGACGUCAUGGAGUUUUCAACAUGGUUUAUUUUGGCUUCUACUACAAUGUCAAAAACAUUAUUCCUGUCAAUAAGGAUCCAACCCUGGAGUUCUUGAGAAAAUUUGGGAUCGGUCUUCUCUCAGGGACAAUAGCCUCAGUCAUUAACAUCCCUUUUGAUGUUGCCAAGAGUCGGAUCCAAGGGCCUCAGCCAGUUCCUGGAGAGAUCAAGUACAGAACCUGUUUCCAAACAAUGGCGACAGUCUAUCAGGAAGAAGGGAUUUUAGCUUUAUACAAAGGCCUGCUCCCCAAGAUUAUGAGACUUGGACCAGGUGGUGCAGUGAUGCUGCUGGUCUAUGAAUAUAGCUAUUCGUGGCUGCAGGAGAACUGGUGAUGGCCUGGGAAGUAUUUUUUGCCCCCAAGAUACUAGACAUUUGCUGUGCAGCAUCAGAAAUGGGAGAGACUAUUGAUGAGCUAAGCUAGGCAGGCUGUGAUAAAGGGGAGAGCAGUUUGAACAAGAAUAAAUCCAAUUUUGAUACUUUGGAAAUUGUCUUUAGACAAAUGUAAAAAGGAUGAUUUGGGCUACUUAGAGAGGAACUAUGAAAAGAAAAAAAUAAUAGGAAGCAAUGAGGUGAUGUAAAUUGAAUAUAGAAAAUUAGCACAGAAAGCAAAUGUAUUUCAUAAAAGCGAUACAAGCUUUGUUGCUCCUUAUACAAUACUUUACAUUGAAAAUUUAUUGUGAUGGUAGUUGUUUUCCUAAGAGGUCUAGGAAUGCUUCAAAUGAAUCACUGAAAAUAAAUCACCUUGUAGCUCACUCCUUAAGAGGUAUCCAAUGAAAGACCAGGCUUAAAAAAAUGUCAAAACUUAACAGUUUCCCUAUGAGAUCAAAAAUUUUCACAAUUACUAUUUAAGGGCCACAGGAAAAUGUCUUUAAUGUGCACACAAAUGGCCCUUUAAGAAUAUGUAAUUCUGUGAAUCCAUGUUAAGAUGUCAAUCUGUUGACUUUAUUUAGUAAUAAUACACAUCCCAACUCUGUUUUCCUUAACCUACUUGGUAUUUGACCUCGUUGUUUAAAGCAUAUUUUAUGUCAGAAAUCUUUCAUUACAAACAUAAUACACGAAAUUAUAGUAAACUUUCUUUCACAUAGUUUGCUUUGCAAAUACAUUUAAUUGCUGAAAUAUUUUCAUAUUAAAUCACAAAUCGGAAGCACUCCCUGGGUAUGUCUUGUUGUCUAUAUUUAUAUUGAAAUACCUUUUCUAAGGACUCACCUACGCCAUCCUUAAAAAGAAGUUGUAGAAUCAAGCUGCAUAUCCAGGUUGUUAGCUUGUAGAAUAAAGGCAAACACAUUUCAAAAUGGAAGAACAUUCUUAGAAUUUCUAAGGAUGCCUGUAGUAACAUGCACUCUAAAAAAUAUCUCUUUGGUCUUUAUAUAACCAAACACGACUUAUGUCUACAUCCUGAAAUGAUGCUACUUCCAGUCGGCAGAAAUGUCUGCAGGUUCUAAAGGACACAUGUUCUAAACGACUUCUACGAGAUAUUUGUACCAUGGGUCUAUGUUAGCACAGCAUCUUGAAAAUAAAAAGUAAAAGGAUAA